Molecule: messenger RNA, 2490 nt
Organism: Penaeus indicus
Lineage: Eukaryota; Metazoa; Arthropoda; Malacostraca; Decapoda; Penaeidae
Product: G-protein coupled receptor GRL101-like
Exons: 14
Coding region: 442-2490 (682 amino acids)
Cellular component (GO): plasma membrane
Molecular function (GO): protein binding
Source: RefSeq, a predicted model, not a curated record
CAUCCUAGAGGUGCCUACAUUCGCCAUUCAGUCAAUUAAACUUUUCUGUCACGAUGAAUGAACUAUUAACCAAUGUACUAAAGCAAUGUAAACGAUGAACUGCCAAAUGAUAGCGUUCAGCCAAUGACAUUCCUAGUGAAAGAUCAGAAAAUAGAAACAAAAUUAUUUGUCGCUGUUUUGGUGACUGAUGUAACAAUACCAGUCGUGUGAAAAACAGGAAUUUUGAUAGAGACCUUUAAAAAGAUGAAGGGAAAAUAUUAUGUUUGGUGAAUAACUUACUCGCGUCAUGGAUUAACAGGAAAGAAAACUGAAGGAAGAAAAUAUUGCACACAUGCAGUGCAACAUCUUUACCAGUUUUGUCUGCCAAGUGACGAGAGGACGACUGGCCGCAGUACCCGCGAGGCAAGCCCUGGACGGCCCUGAGGCGAGGCGGAGGAUCCCAUGGCGGGCGCGGCCUUGAGUCUCCUGGCGGCAGUUGUCGCUCUGACGACGUCCUCGGCCCUGCUGCCCCACGACGCCACGGAGCAGCAGAGGGCAUUGAGCAAGAGCCUCCAGCGCAAUGACCGUGGCCAUCUCGCCCACGCCACGGCCCUCGAUGCCCUUCGGGAGGCCCAAGAGGACGACGAAAGGCGCGGGCGCAGCAUCGCCUCCCCGUUCGUGCGGGACGGAGAGGGCGGAGGAGGGGAAGGCUGGCCCAUCUUUUACAAGGAAAAUAAAGAGAUGAGAAAGGAGAGGCAUCGCACUCCAGGAAACAACAAAAAUAAGAAGCAAGGUACGAAGAAGAAGAAGAAGAAAAGGAAAAAGAAAAAGAUGAAGGAAAUUGAAGCCAAACUGCUGCCGACGAUGUCUCUGAGGAAAAUUUACUGGGAACCGGAGCCCCUGAGAAGGACCUGGGAGGUGGAGGAAGCCGUGGAUCCUGUCAAGGUAUCCUGCAGGGACGACGAGUGGGCGUGCGUCGACGGGUCGAUGUGUGUCCCGAAAAAUGUGACCUGUUCCGGUGUGGCUGAGUGCCAGGACGACUCCGACGAGGCGGUGGCGCUGUGUGGGUGUCUGCCGAACGAGUACAACUGCGGCGACCAGUGCAUCGACGCCCUCAGCAGGUGCGACACCGUGCGGGACUGCGACAACGGGCGCGACGAACACAACUGCGAGACGUACGUGUGUCCGAGCACCCACACCAAGUGCGCCAACUCCCUGUGCAUCCCGCUGGACGCCGUCUGCAACCUGGUCGACGACUGCGGCGACGGAUCCGACGAGCAGGAGUGCCCUUACCGCACCUGUUACUACCUGGAGUUCGUGUGCGCCAACGGCGAGUGCGUGCGGCCCGGGCGCGUGUGCGACGGCGCCCCAGACUGCGUCGACGAAUCCGACGAGGCCAACUGUACCGUAGCGGACUUCGCGAUCUGUGGCAACGGCAGGCGCGUGCACAGGCACUGGUGGUGCGACGGGUGGACUGACUGCAAAGACAAUCACGCCGACGAACUCAACUGUGGACCGUGUAACGCCAGGCAGUACAGCUGUUCCGACGGCCAGUGCAUAUCAGCUGGCAACGUGUGUGACUCCCAGUGCGACUGCGUGGACUGUGGCGACGAGACAGACUGUGAGGAAUAUUACACUGUCAACUCAGGAGUCCCAGAGUGCCACAAGGGCGUGGCACUGACUUGCGUAGUGUCCCCACUCGACAGGAGGAAAGACAGAUGCAUUGCCGCCCGGAACAUCUGCGACGGAUUCAACGACUGCCACAACGGAGAGCAGGUGUCGGACGAGUACGGUUGCCUGAACGAGAGCGCCAGCUGCGCGCGGCUGGAAGACCAGCAGGGCACGCUGUUCCCGUGCUCCGACGGCCGCUGUCUGCCCGCACACCUGCGCUGCGACGGCAAGAGGGACUGCCUGCGCGGCGAGGACGAGGACCAGUGCGGCGAGGGCGUCUGCGGGCGCGGCGAGUGGCGCUGCGGCGGCGGCCAGUGCAUCGCGGAAACCAGCCGCUGCGACCUGGAGCUGGACUGCGAGGACAAGACGGACGAGAUGAACUGCGGGGAGCACGUAUGCCCGCCGGGGAAGAUGCAGUGCGACUCGGGCCAGUGCUUGGAGGCCAAAUACUGGUGCGACCACUUCGUCGACUGCUUCGACGAAUCGGACGAGAGCGAUUGCGGUGAGUGCGACUCGAAAAUGAGAAAAGGAUUCAAACCCAUGCGCUUACAGACCCUCGGGCACGCGUUACCACUGUCCGUGCACAGAGAUUCUUUACAAGUUCGCACAUACCUGGGGUAUCCCGUGAACAAGAAACUGACAUUAAGAAAUCUGUCUGUGGACUUAGUCUCUGAGGGUGACGCGCACAGGAUAUUUUCCCUUUGCAGUAAAUAUGAGGCCAACUGUACCUCUGUUGUUUAUGACACUAUUUCUUAUGGUAGUGUCCAUUUUCCUUUUUCUCUGUGCAUCGCCCUCGGUAACAUUAACCUGCGUUUAAGAUGUGCUUGUGUCACGGCAUAA